AGUCGUGUUACGGAUUUUGGCUAUCGAACCAUUAUUGAAUUCAACACUUGGCCCAAGGUAUAUUUUUAACAGAAUAUUUGACACAAAACCGAUUCUUCCUUGAUUCCUGCUUAUCAACGUACUAUUCGGGACAUUUUAUACCUCAGAAUGUCCACGUUCCUUGGGCUUAUCGAGGAGAUACCUGGCAUCUCAGUGGAUCGUUUUGAUGGAAAAAAUUUGUACUCCUCUGCGUAUUUUCUUAGUCAUUGUCAUACCGAUCACAUGCGUGGUUUGAACCAACAAUUUUUUGAACAUUUAAAGCAGUACAAAAAAUAUCUUUAUUGCAGUCGAAUUAGUAAAGUUUUCUUAGAAACUAAGUAUAAUAUAGAGACCUGUGUAAAGGAUAUUGAUAUUGAUAACAAAAUUUCUAUUGAAUAUAAAAGCCAAGGUUCCAAAACAAAUCUCUUUGUAACGUGUAUUUCUGCUGGACAUUGUCCUGGCUCUGUGAUGUUUCUUUUUGAAAAAAUGGAUAAGUUAAUAUUAUAUACUGGAGAUUUUAGAAUCAAUCCAAGAGAUUAUAAGAAAAUUGUAUCAUUGCAUUACUGUAGGGAUUUUAAUGUACUUCCAAAAAAAUUUGCCAAGAUGUACUUAGAUACAACAUUUUUAGAUCCUAAUUUCACCUUUCUCCCAACAAGAAAAGAAAGUAUAAAUGAGAUGUGUAAAGUUGUGAGAAAGUGGCUAGAGGAAAGCCCAAGGAAUGUCGUUGUUCUGGAAUGUUCCGCUUUGUAUGGGUCUGAGUUUCUUUAUAUGGAGUUGUCAAAAUCUUUACAUAUUCCUAUUCAUAUUAAGAAUCACGUGUAUGAAAGCUAUUGUCGUAUCCCAGACUUGGCGCGUCACAUUACAAAUAAUUCACUAACUACACGUAUACAUGCGUGUAUGGAGAAAAUGGAUCGCUCAGGUCUGGAAUGCCGUUCCGAUAUCGAUAAUAAAAACAUAUUAACUAUUGUACCGUCAGUACAAAAAUGGAAGGGAAGUGAUACGAGUGUAGUUGGAGAGUGGGAUCGUGAUAGAGAAAGGACGUUUAAUGUAUGCUACUCCACGCAUGCCUCUUUUGACGAACUUAAAAAAUUUAUACAAUAUUUCAAGCCACAGGAGAUACAUCCUUGUGUAUGUCCAGAAAGCUUAAAAUAUACAAUAUUUCGUUUAUUAAAUGAAAUUAAAAGUACUUUUUAGUAAAGCUAAAAAAAAAGGAAUAAUACAAUUAAAAUUUGUGAAAAAUUUAUGUCGAGUUCUUAAAUGCGAAGUUAUGAAUAAACCGCCGAAUACUUCACAAGUAUUCCAACAUAAAUAAUGACGAUUUUUAAAGUUAAUAGAUAGUUUUAUACUUUUAUACUUAAUUUUUGAGUUUAGUUUUAAUUCUUUAACGAUUAUAUUAAUAUUAUAAUUAUGUAUUACUGAUAGAUACGUUCCUGUUAUAUUAUGCUUCAGAUAUAAGAAUUUGUAUUUUCAUAUAAUAAAAAAUAAUGAAAUGUUUCACUAAUUAA
Molecule: messenger RNA, 1523 nt
Organism: Monomorium pharaonis (pharaoh ant)
Lineage: Eukaryota; Metazoa; Arthropoda; Insecta; Hymenoptera; Formicidae
Gene: Snm1
Product: protein artemis
Exons: 2
Coding region: 148-1212 (354 amino acids)
Biological process (GO): interstrand cross-link repair; double-strand break repair via nonhomologous end joining; protection from non-homologous end joining at telomere
Molecular function (GO): 5'-3' DNA exonuclease activity; damaged DNA binding
Source: RefSeq, a predicted model, not a curated record